This is a messenger RNA of Paramuricea clavata, 2081 nucleotides long. The record is from the annotation of a GenBank genome assembly. NCBI's taxonomy places the organism in Eukaryota, Metazoa, Cnidaria, Anthozoa, Malacalcyonacea, Plexauridae.
AUGAAGUUACUGGUUUUGUCCAAAAAAGUCACUGCGUGUUACCGUACAGGUAAUUUCAAUGAAGCGCGUGAUUUGCUCGAACAGUACAAGACCAUUUUACCGCAAGUACAAGAUCGUUUGAUUUUCGAGGUGAUGGGAUUGUACUUAGAAGCUGCUCUAAAACGUGCAAGUGGAGAUUUUCAAGAGCUCGCAGGACUAUUGACUGAAGCUUUGUCCAAGGCAGAACUGAUUGAACCUGGUCUGGUAACAGCAAUAGUAUAUGUUUUUGCUGGAACUGUGACUGACUUAAUUAAUUCAGAGGACCCAUCAAAUAAGAUAGAUUCGCCUGAUGUUCUUUCAAUAAGGGCCCUGGAGCAUUUACAAUGUGUCAAAGAUUCUUCUGACGUCCUUGCAGAUAUGAAACGGAAGGCACAUAUAAGUUUGGCCACUUUUUGCCUUUGCUGUAAUAUAAGUGGGCAGCGUAUCAAGGGUAAUGUAGACAAUGCAAGUUUAGGUAAAGCAAAGACCAGCAUAGAGGCUGUAGAUCAAUCCGCUUUUGAAGAACAUCCACUCAGUGGGUAUCACGAUGUUCAGCGCUAUUUGGUAUUGGCCAUAUUUCAUUAUCGAUCUUCACAACUCAGUCCUGAUCAGAGAAUUCGAUUUUUGGGUAAUGCCUCUAGGUACGCGAAGAAAGCUGAAUGUCUUGCAAAAGAAUAUCAGUUCGCGGAAAUGAUUGAAUGGAGUAAGGCUAACGAAGCUUUGUGCACGGAAGAAUUAGUAUCCGUGAAUUCGGCCAUUCAGAACCACGCAAACAAUGCUGAUCACAUGAGAAACGAUGAAACAGGCUUUAGGCCAGAAAAACGAAAGGAUGCAUUCGAUACGCAAUCAAGCUUUGAUGAAAGACGAGCGCGAAGGGGAAAUUAUGAUGCGACUCGGCAUUCUGAUAGAACGAUUGGCAUUGAACAUGUUGAUAUGAGUAACAUUGCUAGCUUCAUUGAUAUUGAUGAUAUUACACAGCCUGCAAGUGAAUUUCAGCCUACCCCACCCCGAAGUGAUUUUGUUGAAGUGAAAUCAAAAAGAACGCAAAAAGAACAGAGGGAAAGAGUCUAUGAAAAGGAAGAACGAAAGCAACGUGAAACAAAAAGAAUUAUGCAGGGUGCGAUAUUAAAACCCAAAAUUAAUAAGUCUUCCCAAAAUAAUACAAGUACUGCCCUGGCUUCAAUAAACGUGGAACAAAAACGUGUUGUUUCAUUGAUGUUGGUGAAACCAGGCUCUCCGCCACCACCUCCAAUUAAUGCUUGGACCAAGCCACUUUCUAUCACGCCUGCAAAACCUCCCAAUGAAGCAUCGGCAGAAUUACCAAGAAUUACCCAGCCAGAUCCAUUGGCAGUUGAAAGGGGGAAGCCUCUACGUACGGAUGAUAUGAGACUUAAAGAUGAUACCAAAGACAACGGCGAACCAAAGUCACAACCUGGUAUGGAUAAACCUAAAGAGGUAAGUACUUUAGGCCGGGAGGGGAGAAAUCUCAGUUUUGUGAACUUUUUUGCCUUAAAUUUUAUGCAAAUUUGCAUUAAUUAAUCUAUAGCUUGCCAAUAAUUUUAUGUUUAUAAAGGUUAGCUUUGUUACACAGGUACUGUAUUUAGCUUCUAUUGGUAAUGAUUGGUCCUGGUGUUUGCGCCUUUAUGAACUUAUAAUAUCAAUUUUUUUCUAGCAGAAUGACGGCAGACCACGCAGUACUUCUCGUUCCCGAGAUGUAAACAAAACACAGAAAGCAAAACUUCAAGUUAAGAAUGAGAAGUCACAAAAUUCGGAUAAAAAUAGAGACCAAAACAAGGAAAGAAAUUCACAGGUAUGUACGAUUCCUACUUCGCUUUCUUGCGCCAAUAAAAGUAUACGUAGCAAGAGUAUCAAGCCAUUCUCCCUUAAAUGCGGGUGGGUGGAAAUUAAAGAGGAUCUGACACCAAUCCUUAUCAAGGAUCAUAUAUUCAUGGUAAUGAGAUAUGAUAUUAUUGUUUAUGAUAUAUUUAGCAGCCCCAGCGUGAUAGUCGAACACCGUCAGGACGACAGGAACAACAAUACACAGCUCCAGGACAAUCUGAGAU